This is a messenger RNA of Dendroctonus ponderosae (mountain pine beetle), 2152 nucleotides long. RefSeq names its product farnesol dehydrogenase-like. The record is from RefSeq and is a predicted model, not a curated record. The transcript is spliced from 5 exons. Lineage: Eukaryota; Metazoa; Arthropoda; Insecta; Coleoptera; Curculionidae. The coding region runs from base 1249 to 1986 and encodes 245 amino acids.
AUAAAUUCGAUGAAUCAAAUUGAGAAGCAACAUUUUGCAUUUGAAAAUACUUUGGGGUUUGGUUGAUUCGCCAUAUUUCACAUGCUGUUGUUGUUCCUCACUUUUUGCUUGUUAUCACUUUUACUUUUGGUAAUACAUGCUGUUUUUAAAUUUCCUUUGCUUUAUUUUUUCAUUGGAAAAAGUCAGAGGUGCAGUCUAAAUUAAUUCUCUAAGAAUAGUAGUAAACUGAAGAAUUACAGUAUUUAAUUAAAUCGUUUAAACCGGUUUUGGUCAGCUCAUAAUUAUCUUUGGACGCUGCACAAAGAACUAACAUCGAACUAACAAGACAGAUGAAGAUAGAAGUGCCAAAAUAAACCAUACCGAAAAGUUAAGACAUAAUGCAUCAUUUCUAACUGUGACAAUAAUUUAACCAAGAGUGACUUAAUGUAAUGGAAAACUCUAGUUCUAAAAUCAAAUAAUUGGGAGCUCUGAUGAGCCACUUUUAGAGAGAAAACUAAAAAACAAGCAUUGACUGUCCAGACAGGUUUAUUGUAAGCCCCAGUUUCUUUGAAUGAAAAACUACAAAAUCUCAUAGCAAUUAUUAAAGGGUGGAUUUUGUAAAUGAAGUGAGUACAAAAUUGGUUUGAAAUGGAAACUUCAUUUUGGAAUUAAAUCAGUUUUAGGGACUGACCGGCGAUCAGCCAAAAAUCAUCUACUUAAAACUUAGAAGAAAACGCCACACAGAACUAAAUAUAAAUAUCAAAAUGAAAACUAAAAUUUCAGUCCGAUUACCAAUGGAAUGUCAACCUAAACUAACUCAAAGCUACGCCGCAGGCAAAUGCAAAUCAAUGUAAUUGUUACUAAGUAGACUCUUUUAUUGCAACUGCAGUAAUUUAAAUUGCAAAUAAGAUACUUUGUAGCACACACAUCAAUUAAUGAAUCAAAAGGUUAGUAUACUCUACAAGGAUCAGUCGAUGUUAUUUAAUGGUAGGGGAGACAGGAAUUGUUAAUUUGUGUAAAGACAAUGUUAAUUGGAACAGCACCAGCUACGAGUGCGCGUAAGCUGUGGGGGAGCAAAGCUUACAUUUUACAAUAUAAUGUAAAAUAAAGCUCAUAUUUCCUUAACUGUGAAAAGUUUGCAACAUACCCAGACUUCCCCUACACAGACAUCAUGCAUAGUUAAAUGCUUUUCUGAAAACUUGAAGCACUUAUUUGCUCCUGACUUUUGCCUUGACCGAGUACUCGUUGACCGCGUUUUGGUUCUCAAAAAUGGUACUUUCGAUUGAAAGAUUUGUCGGGAAAGUGGCGGUUGUUACAGGAGCAUCUUCUGGAAUUGGUGCUGGUAUUGCAGAAGCGUUAGUGUCUAAUGGAUUAAUUGUGGCUGGUUUGGGAAGAAGAGUUGAAGCAAUUGAAGCUUUAGCCCAAAAGCUGGCAGGUGCCAAGGGAAAAUUGAUUGCAUUUGAAUGCGACAUUACUAAAGAAGAUGAAAUCGUCUCAACGUUCGAACAGAUCAUUUCCAAACUAGGGCCAAUCAGUGUUUUAAUCAACAAUGCCGGGCUUUCCCAAAGAGGGUCGUUAAUCAACGGCGACCCAAAGUCGUGGAAAACUAUUUUAAAAACCAACGUAUUGGGAUUGUGCAUUGCAACCAAACAGGCAAUCCAGAACAUGAUUGCAAACCAAACUCUGGGUCACAUAAUUCAUAUCAAUAGCGUAGUUGGUCAUGCCGUUAUGGAUCUACCGGGAUUUGACAUGUAUGGACCUUCCAAAUAUGCAGUUACUGCGUUAGCCGAAACUUUGCGAUUGGAAAUAAAUAGAGAAAAACUACAAAUUAAAAUCACUAGUGUCAGUCCUGGAUAUGUUAAGACAAAUUUCGAAUUUGCCAGUGGCAUCGAGAAUUUUCCAGGACUGGACAUCGAAGAUGUAGCUGAUGCGGUUGUUUAUGCUUUAUCAACAGCACCCCACGUAAAUGUGUCGGAACUAACACUGAGGGCCAUAGGAAGUCUUUAGCAGCGGCUCCAACUGUGUUCCAUUUAAUCAUUUUACACCUAAGAACAUCCAGUUGAUUUUACGUUCAUGUUUGCCUUUUGGGGUCAUUGUUGAAAAGGUCCUGCAUCAUUUCCAUUUCCACCUUGUGCCUUUCCCCGAACCUGAAUCAUUAUACGGCCAAUUUCAA